GGACACCAACUGCCCCAAACGUCAGAGCGCACUCAACUAUAAAUCUCUCCAAACAGCCCUAUGCGCGCGGUGCGGUGUUAUGCGCAGACAUCUGUCCCGCUUCAGUCCAGUAUGAGGACAACGCGUGUGGAAACUCUUCGAGCUGCAUAGACGCGGAGAAAUGGAGAAUAAAUACCCCGAUCGGCGUUGUUUACCAUGUGAAGAUACUGUCAUAUGUUGGCGACUAUGAACAUUUCACGCGGUUCUGGAUAUAACGGAGCGUAAACUGUUUUUUUUAUCAAGAGGCAGACCAGAGCUUCUUGACUCCUGGGAAGCCGAUUCGUGGACCUUGUGCGCCUUGCUCGUUGCACCGGACACGCUGAUGUCUUCAUUGAACUCGUCUCAGUCGGAGAUGGUGGAACUCUCUCGGAUGUCCAACGUGGAAACGUAGCAUCCAAUUAAUCAGCAACUGUACCCCGUAAGGCGCAGUGGCACUUGGUACGCUCUCUUCUAACACCCACCUUUGGACUCCAAAGUGUGGGAAGACGCGUGGUUUUGCCGGAUCGAAGAAUGAAAAAACUGGUGUGGAAUUUCAGCUUUUAUUUCUAUCGGGACGUAGAGCGACUUUGAACUCGUUUUUAGGGACAUUUUCGGAUUCAGCUUUGGACACUAAGACGCGUUUUCUCUUUGGGAUUUUAACACCAAGCCAAGCGAGUUUCGGUCUGCAUGGGCCAUAUUUAAGCUUUCUUCAUAGGAACUGAGUCUAAGAUGAAGUUAUGGGAUGUUUUGGCCACGUGUUUGUUGCUCCUGAGCUCUGUUGCUACACGGCCUCUCUACCAAAACACCAAGAGGACUCAUUUCCCCAGCAGCUUCAGUGAUUCUGCGUCCCUGUCAGUGGAGGACGAAGAGCCGACGUUCCAGCGUAAAGAUCACAACCUGCAGGAGAUCUCCAUGGAGGAUCAAUAUGACAUUGCGGGUCCCUAUCCAGAGCAGUUUGAUGACGUGAUGGAUUUUAUUGAGGCUACCAUUGGCAGACUCCGGAGAUCAGAGCCCAGCGGCGGCUCCAAGGGACGGAGGGAGCAGAGACAACGGGGAGCGGCGAACACGGGAGGCGCGAGAGGCGAGAGGAGAGGACAUGGCGACAGGAAGCGGGGUCGGGGACGAGGGGGGAAAGGAGGACGAGGCGAGAAGGGCCGGGAGGGGAUCACGGUGCAGACGCGAGGCUGCUUGCUGAAGGAGGUCCACCUCAAUGUGACGGACUUGGGGCUGGGCUACCAGACGAAGGAGGAGCUGAUCUUCAGGUACUGCAGCGGGCCCUGCGUGGAGGCGGAGACCAACUACGACAAGAUCCUCAACAACCUCACGCACAACAAGAAGCUGGACAAGGACACGCCCUCCCGCACCUGCUGCCGGCCCAUCUCUUUCGACGACGACUUGUCUUUCUUGGACGACAACGUGGUGUAUCACACACUGAAGAAGCAUUCUGCCAGGAAGUGCGGUUGUGUCUGAUGAAGUGACCGUCAGAGAACUAAGGAUCUCUGACCCGCCGGUGGGAUCUCUGGUGGACGAUGGUCACGCCUGUUCGAAAUAGGAGUGUAUCGUCUCUUAUUUUUGUUCGCGGUCAUCCGAAAUGAUGGAGCAGCCGUGAAAAAAAGAAGAAGCAAACUGUACAUUCAACUUUGAGCGUUCAUGCUCAGUCCUUCAGAACCCCGACCAGCAUCCACAGGAGGAACUAGACUGUUACACUUCUCUGAGAGGAAAGAAAACGGACUACGUCUGCUUGUUGGGUUUUUUUCCCCGGAGGAAUUCAUUUUCCCAGGAACAUAUUUUUCCAUGGCUGCUCCUAAGACUUCAGAUGAACAUGGAGAUUUGAGGAGUAUAUUCAGCUGCAAUCUAAAUGAUUUUCACUCAUAGUCUGGAUGUUGACAUUUACGUUCAGAGCCAAGGGAAGACAAACGCCACAGCAGAGCUCAGCAGAGACUUUUUGUUGCAAUGCAUUACAUAAAAUCCAAUCAUAUAUAUAUAUAUACACAUACACACACAAACACAUAAAUCCAUAUAUAUAUAUAUACACACAUACAUACAUGUGUGUAAGAGGUAUAUUUAUUAAGAGGAGAAUUAACUUAUUGUUAUUUAUUUCAAUCCAUUUUAUGAAAGAAAUUGUCAUUUUUCUUAUUUAUUUAAAAGCUUGGUGUGUCCUCGACGGUGCCACGUGGAGCAUUUUCUCAAGCGAAAUGUAAAAAGGUGAUCCAGAAACUCCUCAACACUCACCCACGAGACCUAAUAACGCUUAUUCGCUUCACUUAGAUUCCAGAGUUUCUCUAUUCAUGACACCAAAUGAUCAUCAUCAGCUAUCCCGUUAAGGAAAGGUAGCAAGAGACACAGAGGAGGGGACCAAUAGAAGAUUUAAAAAAAUGAAUUGAUUGUUGUUGUGGAGCAUUUUGAGGGACGGCAGGGUAGAUAGUUUCGGACAUGUCACCUGAUUUAUUUUCCAAAUGUGACCAUGCUAACAUAGGGGGGACUUCACAAUGACUCUUUGCUGCUGUUCAUGUUUAAAUUCAUAUUCCAGAUUAGAUUCAACCACUCAAACCAGGAGCCAUCACAUUUAAAACACAUUAUAAUUGUAAAAACGACACGACAGUAGUGGUCUCUCUGCAGGUGCCUCCGAGGAUCCAUCCUCGGAGUCACAGCGUAGAGAAGCUGCCAGGAGAUCUGCCCGGCGGGUACCGACCCGAUAGGUUUAAAGUCCACGACACUGCGUGUGGUUCUGACUCUGACAGACAGGUCGCAGUCCCCGAAAAGCGAUUUGAAAGUGAUCCUCCAACGUGAGUCUUAACUAAAUAUCCCCGUGGGCAAAGCCGUAAUGAUGAAGGCAGUUUAAGGAAGAUCCAGCCACCAUGGCGGCUGUCAUCGGGCAACUCCUGUAAAUACCUCGAGAGUAGCGGCUUGGACAAAAGAGAACGUUUUGGAGAUAGAAGUGAGACGAUGGGUGGGCCCAACAUGCUUCCUACAUGUAAUAACUAGUUCGGCCACGUUUGUUUUUUCUUCACCCAAACGAUCCACAAACAUACAUCCAGGAUAAACAUCGAGGCCUUCUGAAAGAAAGCAUGUUGCUGUGCCCGUCGUCGAGACCCUGCGAGGGGAUGCGCUUUAAGUGGAACAAAGAGCCCCCGGGUCGGUCUUGAUGCGAGCACGGAUUAGGGACCAAGGUAUCUGUGCCCACCCAGCAGCAAGCAAGCCAUCUUUACUGUGUAAUCCCCCCGCACACAGAACAAAUCCACGGCAUCAAGAUGAAUUAAGGCCAAACACCACACAGAGAAGAAGAAAAAAUCUCGCUUUUAUCACAGCAUACCUCAUCAAUUGGAUCAUCUUCCCCUUUAACAACUGAUUCGAGCGUAAUCCUUUCCAGAUGAGAAUGUGCAGCUCGGAGUCCUCCCGGGAGCCCCGAGCGCCUCGCUCCUUCGAUACCAUACAUUAAAGUGUGUAAACUGUGACCACUCGCCCUCUCAUCGUCAUGACUGUUGGUCCAACUGUUCCGUGAAACCACGAGUCCUUUGGCUUUGGCGCUAAAGUAAACAGGUAAACAGGUAACGACGCGAAGGAAUCCUCGGUGUUAAUAUUAGAAGGGAUCGGAUUUCCGUCUCACUCCUUUCGUCGUGUUCGCGCCUGUGUCGUGUCGUCUCACUUGUUUUGUGUUACUGAACCAAAGCUCUCUGCAAACUUUAUUUUUGUACAAUAUUCAUUUUAUAACUUUUUACAGAAUUAAACUCGUUUCUACUAAACAAGCGUGUCUCCUGGUGUUCUGCCAUGUACGAUAACUCACCGGUGCCAGAU
This is a messenger RNA of Pseudoliparis swirei, 3813 nucleotides long. It is a transcript of the gene gdnfa, whose product is annotated as glial cell derived neurotrophic factor a. NCBI's taxonomy places the organism in Eukaryota, Metazoa, Chordata, Actinopteri, Perciformes, Liparidae. Gene Ontology annotation, molecular function: growth factor activity; glial cell-derived neurotrophic factor receptor binding; receptor tyrosine kinase binding. Gene Ontology annotation, biological process: positive regulation of branching involved in ureteric bud morphogenesis; negative regulation of neuron apoptotic process; peripheral nervous system development. The record is from RefSeq and is a predicted model, not a curated record. The transcript has 3 exons. Bases 748 to 1488 code for a protein of 246 amino acids.